UUCCUUUACUGCUCCGAGUAAGAUCCCGGCGUCAGCAAUAAUUCUCACGCCGGCAACGUUACUCAAAAGUUUCAGAUGAUAAAUCGUUUCUGUGUUCUUUAAUCGAGUCUGUAGCUAAGGAAAUCACAAAACUGAGUCUCUCUCGAAAAGAAAAAAAAAAAAAAAAAUUAGGAUUUUUACAUAACACAAAGCAAACCCUUUUGCGAUUCACCUUAAACCUCUCGUUCUGUUUUGAUACUAGAAGCUGAGGAUUAUCGAAAGAUCGAGACUUUUGUGGGUUUUGUUGAAAUUGUGAAAUCAAUGGCGAAGUCUCAAAUGAAACCUGGUGUACCCAUUACUCUACAAGAGCUUUACCCUUCUUCUCCUUUUUACAAGGAAGCUGUUUCAGUCAGAGUUACAGGAAUGUUGAGUGUAUAUUCAGUUGUGACUGGUAUUGGUGUUAUUGAAGAUGGAGGGAGAAGUCUCAAGAUUAAUGCUCAGAACCUAAGAGAUGUUAGUUUCAGGGUUGGUUCGAUUUACCAGUUUAUUGGAGAGAUCCACAUUGAACAACCCAAUAAUGAGGUGAUCUUGAAAGCUCGAACAGGAAGAAAUGUGGAUGGAAUCGAUAUGAACCUUUACCGUAAGACAAUCGAACUCCUAAGACAAUUCCUAAAAGAAGAAGGCAACAGCAGCAAUAUGGUUGAAUGAAGCUAGUUAUCAGUUUCCAUCCAAGUAACAUAACCCACCAACACUUCUAUAGUUUCUUCAUCUCAUACCUCUUUGUUCAAUUGUAAAUGAAACUUAGAAUUGGUGGAUUUGUUUUGGUCAGUUGUUUAAUAUGAUCAAUGUUUUCUACUUUGAAUAUUGAGAAAUCUUCUUAGUCUUUUUUUUUCAUUUCAAGAACAAUUUGGUUUAAUUGGUUAAUUA
Capsella rubella is the source of this 906-nucleotide messenger RNA. Its product is annotated as CST complex subunit TEN1. The coding region runs from base 301 to 687 and encodes 128 amino acids. Gene Ontology annotation, biological process: negative regulation of telomere maintenance via telomerase. NCBI's taxonomy places the organism in Eukaryota, Viridiplantae, Streptophyta, Magnoliopsida, Brassicales, Brassicaceae. The transcript has 4 exons. The record is from RefSeq and is a predicted model, not a curated record. Gene Ontology annotation, molecular function: telomerase inhibitor activity; single-stranded DNA binding; telomeric repeat DNA binding. Gene Ontology annotation, cellular component: CST complex.